UCCGCCAUCGCGACCGCUCGCUCCACGCUUACGACCUUCUUGUAGGCCGCUCAUGCCCCACACCACCGGCUAAUUGUUACCCAUCUACAGUGACUGUUCGCUCUCCUUCGAGGCUUGCCACAUUCACACCACUUUAAUUCUGCUCAAAACAAAAAUGGAUGUCCCACUGGCCGGAGGAGGGACUGCCCAAUUGCAGGACACAGUCCAGGGGGACACUGACCACUACAGCACGGAAUCAAGCAGGCUUGGACCCUCUCCGUACCAAGAUACCCUUGGUGUAGCUGAUCCCCACGCGCCUCAUCUAGUCCUACCCCCAGUGUCAGUCCCCACCCCCCAGCAUCUGCCUCUGCAUCAGGCAGUAGAGACCCAGGCACACAUGGGUGUGUCUUCUCUAGACAACAGGUCCUCGCCAAUUAAGACGGAACCAGAGUUGACCAACAGAGAAACAUGGACGUCAUAUGCGUCUGCUGUUUGUGACGUUACAGAUUCGGCAUCUUUGACGAUGAAGUCUGCGUUUGACCCCCCACCACAGUAUUCUGAAGCUCAGAUCUCGGUUUACUCUGCAAUCAACCACCCCGUGAGGUCGCCACACCUUAUAGACCCAAUGAUGCCCCAGCCCCAAGAUGGGGAGGACUUACCCCCUUAUGACAACACAGGUCUUGUGCACCAGACUCCCUCCCCGAGUCUGUAUGCGGGAUACAGGGGUAACAAGUUGGAAGAACCACACAACCUGUCACGUGCUCGAGUGUCUCCAGACCCCAAUACGCAUCACCAACAGCAGCAGCAGCAGCAGCAGCAACAACACCAUCAUCAACAGCACCAACACCACCAGCAACAACAGCAGCAACAUCCGCAGCAGCAACAACAGCACGACAAAAAAGUUAUCGUUCCUGCAGAUGUAUCUUUGUGGUCACAAGUGCAUGUCCAACAGUGGUUAGACUGGGCUAUCCAGGAGUACGGCCUCCGUGACGUCGACAACUCCAAAUUCCAACACAUCGACGGCCAACAACUCUGUCGGAUGAGCAGGGACGACCUUUGUCGCUUGGUGUCGCCCCACAACGCAGACAUGCUGUACAGACAUCUAGCCUACCUCAGACAAGGAACAAGUCCCGCCCGUCAGACACCAGAACUGACAGAGACCUGUCCCGGCCCCAUAGGGAUGCAGCGGGCUAGCUACGUGCACAACAGUGGGGGGACAGUCUACGGUUCUCCCAAACCUCCAGGUGAGAUAAUGACAGAGCCCCCAUUUUCCAAGUCGCCUUGGACGCCUCAACCCAACCAUGCUGCUCAAGCUUACCCCCCUACAUCAAUCACAAGCAUGAAGCCAAACAUCGAGAGCCCGCAUGCGCAUUCGCAGUGGAGACCACAAAAUCCCUACGACCUUUUCACGCCGAUUGCUACAAGACUGUCGAGUUCAGGCAGCGGUCAGAUCCAGCUGUGGCAGUUCCUGCUGGAGUUGUUGUCGGACAGCCAGAACGCCGCCUGCAUCACGUGGGAGGGGACAAACGGGGAGUUCAAACUCGUGGACCCGGAUGAAGUCGCCAGACGCUGGGGGGAGAGGAAAAGCAAGCCCAACAUGAACUACGACAAACUGAGCCGUGCACUGCGGUACUACUACGACAAGAACAUCAUGACGAAGGUUCACGGCAAGAGAUACGCCUACAAGUUUGACUUUGCCGGUUUGGCACAGUGUCUCCAGCAGAAUUCCGGGGACACCUCCGCGUUCCGCUACCAGCAGGACAUGUUCAUGUCAGGCUACCCAAGUCCCAAGUUUCCCACGGCUCACUCAACCAUAUCCUCCCCACCCACGGGUCUGUUCGGGGGAAACACGGGGUACUGGUCCAACACGAACAGUAAUAUAUUCUCGGGGAUUCCCGGACCAGUGAUUCCACACCAUACAGGUCACUUCAGCUCACAUCUGGGAACGUACUAUGCGCACUAAACCCUUCGUUCGCCGUUUGUACAUACUGUACAUAGACCUACUGCUGACUCUGGGAAAUGAAAUCAGUGGUGUUAUGACAUUGGCAUUGGCCAUAGAUGUCCGCGACCACUGUUCCUGGUUAUUCAACAUAUCGACGUCUGGUGCGGAUGGUGGACGCUCAUGACGAGGGUCAAUACGUAUGGAAUUAAUAACUUUCUAGUCUCUUCAUAGCUCACCUGAUAAACAGAUAACAUGUACCGUGUUUACUGUAAAAGAUGCGAGAGCCUGGCAUUCUAGUGCUAUAACACUUUCAAGUGCUAGUAGGGGUAGCGGAAUACAUAUCAUGCCCCGGGUAUUGAACCUGUUUCCUGCCUCCCAUAUGUUAGUUGAUAUAUAUCAUGCCCCCAUUAUGCAAUUGUAUUUUAUGUCAUGCCCCCGUAUGUAGUAUACUAUUUUGUCUGAUGCCCCUGAUAUAUUAUGCAUUUUAUCUCAUUCCCCGUUAUGUAAGUCUACUUUUGUUUUAUCUGAUGCCCCAUUUCUAUUAUCAUUUUUAUCUCUUGUCCCUAUUAAACAUUUUUUAUCUCAUGUCCCGUUAUGUAGGUAUACUAGGAUUUUAUCUGAUGUCCCAUUUCUAUUAUCAUUUUUAUCUCUUGUCCCUUUUAAACAUUUUUUUAUCUCAUGUCCCGUUAUGUAAGUAUACUAUGAUUUUAUCUGAUGUCCCAAUUUUAUUAUCAUUUUUAUCUCUUGUCCCUAUUAAUCAUUUUUUAUCUCAUGUCCCGUUAUGUAAGUAUACUAUGAUUUUAUCUGAUGUCCCAUUUCUAUUAUCAUUUUUAUCUCUUGUCCCUAUUAAACAUUUUUUUAUCUCAUGUCCCGUUAUGUAAGUAUACUAUGAUUUUAUCUGAUGCCCAAUUUCUAUUAUCAUUUUUAUCUCUUGUCCCUAUUAAACAUUUUUUUAUCUCAUGUCCCGUUAUGUAAGUAUACUAUGAUUUUAUCUGAUGCCCCAUUUCUAUUAUCAUUUUUAUCUCUUGUCCCUAUUAAACAUUUUUUUAUCUCAUGUCCCGUUAUGUAAGUAUACCAUGAUUUUAUCUGAUGCCCCAUUUCUAUUAUCAUUUUUAUCUCUUGUCCCUAUUAUACAUUUUUUUUAUCUCAUGUCCCGUUAUGUAAGUAUACCAUGAUUUUAUCUGAUGCCCCAUUUCUAUUAUCAUUUUUAUCUCUUGUCCCUAUUAUACAUUUUUUUAUCUGAUGCCCGUUAUGUAAGUAUACUAUUAUUUUAUCUGAUGCCCCCAUGUGACCCACUGGUUAAAAGUGCGCAUGUCAGAGAUGCGGCUCUUGGAUACGCCAGAAACCUUUGAUUGUGGGUUCACCCCGAUUAUGUUUCUAGGUUUGUCAGCACCAUAACCAUGCUCGACAUCAUAAAUGACAUGUUCAUGUGUUUUUUCUAUUACCCCGAAUUCUUAGAGCGUUUUUCCCAUGCCCGUGAAUAGAAUAUUUCACUUGAUUCACUUGAAAAUAUGAAAAUAUAUCAGUACGCCAACACCGUAUACACGACUAGGACAUGUAAUCUAAGUUGUCCGAGUUGUACUCUAGAAAACGUUGAUUGGAGGUUCGAAUCCAAUAUUAUCAGAUUUUGGUCUGUAAGGACCAGAGCUUUGUUUUCACCAUGUGAAUGUCAUUCGCUUCCAAAUGUUCAUAAAUUGCAUUUCGAGCCACCCCCUCCCCCUCUCAAAGGCAAAUGUACAGGGCGUCCGUGUCUCAGAUAUUGUAUAUACAUUUUCAGUGCCAAGUUCAAUGAUUUUACCAUUGUGUACCAAUUCUACCAUUCAGGGUCUGUCAUGUACUUAACAAUUUAUUGAACGCCAUCAGACUGUCACAUCCCAUGUCGAGGUCCAUACUAUCACCCAUUCUCAGUCUUUUUUGUAUAGUCCUUUUUGUGUAGCUCACCUGAAAUAUUAUCGACUCUAGUCAGGAUGCUGCUUCAUUAUAAUUUUACCAGGUGAGCUAUGCUUUGUAUGUACAGUAAAAAAACUUGAAUACUUUUUAAAAUAAUUUAUUUCACAUGAUUUGCAUAAUGUUAUUUCCUGUAAGGGAAUUAACUAUAUUUUGUUUAACCUUCAAUUGUUUGUAAUUAAUAUUGACAACAGAGAUUAAAAACAAUUCGACGGAUA
This is a messenger RNA of Haliotis rufescens (red abalone), 4086 nucleotides long. RefSeq names its product retroviral integration site protein Fli-1 homolog. Gene Ontology annotation, molecular function: sequence-specific DNA binding; DNA-binding transcription factor activity, RNA polymerase II-specific. The record is from RefSeq and is a predicted model, not a curated record. Gene Ontology annotation, cellular component: nucleus. The coding region runs from base 155 to 1942 and encodes 595 amino acids. NCBI's taxonomy places the organism in Eukaryota, Metazoa, Mollusca, Gastropoda, Lepetellida, Haliotidae. Gene Ontology annotation, biological process: cell differentiation; regulation of transcription by RNA polymerase II. The transcript has 8 exons.